Molecule: messenger RNA, 3684 nt
Organism: Grammomys surdaster
Lineage: Eukaryota; Metazoa; Chordata; Mammalia; Rodentia; Muridae
Gene: Pigo
Product: phosphatidylinositol glycan anchor biosynthesis class O
Exons: 11
Coding region: 157-3432 (1091 amino acids)
Biological process (GO): GPI anchor biosynthetic process
Cellular component (GO): endoplasmic reticulum membrane
Molecular function (GO): mannose-ethanolamine phosphotransferase activity
Source: RefSeq, a predicted model, not a curated record
UGUUGCGAUAGUCCAAAGAGUCAUUGAAAUGGACUAUCAGAGAACAAUCUUCCUGCCAUUUGUAAUAGUCUUCCUCUUAGACAAUGGUUUGACACUAUUAGAUCUCCUGGUUGGAUAUGCACAGGUUCCUGUGCUCACCCUCAGAGCCUGAAUUGGAUGCAGAAGGUCUCUGUGCUCCUCUUCUUAGCCUGGGUCUGUUUUCUUUUCUACGCUGGCAUUGCACUCUUCACCAGUGGCUUCCUUCUCACCCGUUUGGAGCUCACCAAUCAAAGCAGCUGCCAAGAGCCCCCAGGCCCUGGUUCUCUGCCAUGGGGAAGUCAAGGAAAGCCUGGAGCCUGCUGGAUGCCUUCCCGGUUCUCCAGGGUGGUUUUGGUGCUGAUAGAUGCUCUGCGGUUUGACUUUGCCCAGCCUCAGCGCUCACAUGUGCCUGGAGAACCUCCUGUCUCUGUGCCUUUUCUGGGAAAACUAGGUUCCUUGCAGAGGAUCUUAGAGACUCAACCCCACCAUGCCCGGCUGUACCGAUCCCAGGUGGAUCCCCCCACAACCACCAUGCAGCGUCUAAAGGCUCUCACCACUGGCUCACUGCCUACUUUUAUUGAUGCUGGCAGUAACUUUGCCAGCUAUGCUAUAGUGGAAGAUAAUCUCAUCAAGCAGCUCACCAGUGCAGGAAGGCGUGUAGUCUUCAUGGGAGAUGAUACCUGGAAAGACCUUUUCCCCGGAGCGUUUUCCCAAGCUUUCUUCUUCUCAUCCUUCAAUGUCAGAGACCUACACACAGUGGAUAAUGGCAUCUUAGAACACCUCUAUCCUACCAUGGACAGUGGUGCGUGGGAUGUGCUGAUCGCUCACUUCCUGGGUGUGGAUCAUUGUGGUCACAAGCAUGGCCCUGACCACCCUGAAAUGGCCAAGAAACUUAGCCAGAUGGACCAGGUGAUACAGGAACUUAUAGGACGCCUGGAGAAUGACACACUGCUGGUGGUAGCUGGUGACCAUGGGAUGACCAUGAAUGGGGACCAUGGAGGGGACAGUGAGCUGGAGGUGUCAGCUGCACUCUUCUUGUACAGCCCCACAGCCCUCUUCCCUAGUGUCCCACCCGAGGAGCCAGAGGUUAUUCCUCAGGUCAGCCUUGUGCCCACGCUGGCCCUGCUGCUAGGGCUGCCCAUCCCGUUUGGGAACACUGGGGAAGUGAUGGCUGAGCUAUUCUCAGGUGGCGAUGACUCCUCCCGUCCUUACUCCUCUGCUCUGGCCCAAGCCUCGGCUCUCCACAUCAAUGCCCAGCAGGUGUCCCGGUUUCUUCAUACCUACUCAGCUUCAACACAGGAUCUCCAAGUUAAAGAGCUCCGUCGGCUGCAGAAGCUCUUCUCCAAGGCCUCUGCGAGUUACCAGCACCUUCUGCAAGAUCCCCAAGCCGCCGAGGCCUCGCUGAGCACGCUGACUGCUGAGUUCCAGCAGUUCCUGCGGGGAGCUCGGGCCCUAUGCAUCGAGUCUUGGGCCCGCUUCUCUCUGGUCCGAAUGGCAGGGGGUGCUACUCUCUUGGCUGCUGCCUGCCUUCUCUGCCUGCUUGCAUCCCAGUUGGCAAUAGCCCCAGGCUUUCUCUUCCGCCCACUACUGCUAAUACCUGUAGCCUGGGGCCUAACUUGGACCAUAUUGUAUGCUGGAGUCUCUGUAACUACUGGGUCAAAGCUAGACUCAGUGGUUCUGGGGGCUGUGGCUGCAGCCAGUUCACUCCUCCCCUUUCUGUGGAAAGCCUGGGUUAUCUGGGAGUCUAAGAGGCCCCUGGCUCCCCUACUUCCUGUCCCUAGACCUGUCCUAGCUCUACUGCUCAUCCGCUUGGCCACCUUCUUCUCUGACAGCUUUGUUGUUGCUGAGGCCAGGGCCACCCCCUUCCUUCUGGGCUCUCUCAUUCUCUUCCUGGUUGCUCAGCUUCACUGGGAGGGUCAGCUACUGCCACCCAAACUGCUCACAAUAUCCCGCUUUGGCUCUUCCGCCCCAACAGCGCCCCCACGGCACAGUGGCACACACGCCCUGUGGCUUGGAAUUGGGUUGCUUUUAUUUACAAGGCUAGCCGGGCUUUUUCACCGCUGCCCUGAAGAGACACCUGCUUGUCGCUCCUCUCCCUGGCUGAGUCCUCUGGCAUCUAUGGUAGGAGGUCGAGCCAAGAAUUUGUGGUACGGAGCUUGCGUGGGGGCACUGGUGGCCCUGUUAGUCGUCGUGCGCUUGUGGCUUCGCUGCUAUGGUAAUCUCAAGAGUCCUGAGCCCCCUGUGCUCUUUGUGCGCUGGGGUUUGCCUCUCAUGGUACUGGGCACGGCGGCCUACUGGGCACUGGCGUCAGGAGCAGAGGAAGCACCACCACGCCUCCGGGCCCUGGUUGCCGGGGCAUCAGCUGUGCUGCCUCGGGCUGUGAUGGGGCUGGCUGCCUCGGGGCUCAUGCUGCUGCUAUGGAGGCCUGUGACAGUGCUGGUGAAGUCUGGGGCUGCUACUUCAAGGACCAGGACUAUCCUCACUCCCUUCUCAGGUCCCCCUACUUCUCAGGCUGACCUAGAUUAUGUGGUCCCACAAAUCUACCGCCACAUGCAGGCGGAGCUCCAGGGCCGGCUGGAGAGGACUAAAGCUCAGGGUCCCAUAACCGUGGCUGCCUAUCAAUUGGGAAGUGUCUACUCAGCUGCUAUGGUCACAGCCCUCAUCCUCUUGGCCUUCCCACUUCUGCUGUUGCAUGUAGAGCGUGUCAGCAUCGUGUUCCUGCUCCUGUUUCUGCAGAGCUUCCUGCUCCUGCAUCUGCUCGCUGCUGGGACUCCAGUUGCUACCCCUGGUCCUUUUACUGUACUGUGGCAGGCAGUCUCAGCUUGGGUCCUUUUGGCUACCCAGACCUUCUACUCCACAGGCCACCAGCCCGUCUUUUCAGCCAUCCAUUGGCACGCAGCCUUCGUGGGUUUCCCAGACGGCCAUGGCUCUUCUACUUGGCUGCCUGCCUUACUAGUGGGAGCUAACACCUUUGCCUCUCACCUCCUCUUUGCAGUAGGUUGCCCACUGCUCCUGCUCUGGCCCUUCCUAUGUGAGCGUCAAGGGCCAAAGAGGAGGCAGCCACUCCUGGGAAGUGAGUCUGAGGCCAGAGUCAGGCCCGAGGAAGAGCAAGAGGAGCCACUGAUGGAGAUGCGCCUCCGGGACGCUCCGCAUCACUUCAAUGCAGCCCUGUUGCAGCUGGGCCUCAAGUACCUCUUUAUCCUUGGAGCUCAGAUUCUCGCCUGUGCCUUGGCAGCUUCCAUCCUCCGAAGACAUCUCAUGGUCUGGAAGGUAUUUGCUCCCAAGUUCAUUUUUGAAGCCGUAGGUUUCAUGGUGAGCAGUGUGGGACUUCUCCUGGGCAUAGCACUGGUGAUGCGAGUGGAUGGCGCUGUGAGUUCCUGGUUCAAAAAACUAGUUCUAGCCCAACAGAGGUAGCCCAGGCUGUGCAGGUUGGCACCUGGCCAUGGAGAGAGCCGGGGACUAAUCCGGCCCAACCUGUACUGGUGCUGGAUAUUCUGCAAGAGACUCCGACACACCUCUUAAACCACCCUGUAAACUCUGGGACUUUAUUAUUUUAUAACUGAGAAUCACCUGGAGCCUGAGCCCUAGCCUCCUGAGUUGGAUGUAUCUGACAGACGACAGGGGCAGUCACCAAAGUGGAAUAAAAGAACAAUGUGAGUGUUUGUA